AUGUCAAUAUUAAUGCGCCUCAGGAGAACGCUUUCCAAAACCCCAUACCUCUCAAACACACAUCAACCUCACACAACCAUUUUAGGCCAACCAUAUGGCACAAAAAACGACGGCAAUUCAUCCCAAACAACGCACCAACAAGAUUCCCCCAACCACCCUAUCCCGUCAAACAAAGCGGAGCCCACUCUACACGACGGAAACCAGUCACCAUUCGCCGAUCAAGAUGGAAACCUGAAAGACGACUUGCCUUCCGAUGUUAAGAAGCAUAAUCAGGAAAUGGAAGAACGGUAUGAUAAGCCGUACAAUCAUACCGGGGAUCAGGGACAGGCAGAUCCUUCCUUCAAGAGCGAGAUUUAG
Penicillium brevicompactum is the source of this 357-nucleotide messenger RNA. RefSeq names its product serine-rich protein. The transcript has a single exon. The record is from RefSeq and is a predicted model, not a curated record. Bases 1 to 357 code for a protein of 118 amino acids. NCBI's taxonomy places the organism in Eukaryota, Fungi, Ascomycota, Eurotiomycetes, Eurotiales, Aspergillaceae.